Mercurialis annua (annual mercury) is the source of this 1092-nucleotide messenger RNA. RefSeq names its product ribosome-recycling factor, chloroplastic. The transcript has 11 exons. Gene Ontology annotation, cellular component: chloroplast. Gene Ontology annotation, molecular function: ribosomal large subunit binding. Gene Ontology annotation, biological process: plastid translation. Bases 58 to 885 code for a protein of 275 amino acids. Lineage: Eukaryota; Viridiplantae; Streptophyta; Magnoliopsida; Malpighiales; Euphorbiaceae. The record is from RefSeq and is a predicted model, not a curated record.
CUUCCAAUUCACAUUUUUCUACUCUUCUUACUAGUUACUAGUACAUUAGUAGCUUUCAUGGCGACUCAGUCUUCCACAACGUCACCGUUUCGAGCAACCUUCCAGUCCAAUUCGAACCCUCCCAAAACCCUCCUAUCACUUCCAGGUUCAUUUUGUAGAGUUGCCCAUAACGCUAAGAGUCGCUGCACCAGUGCCAGCUGGCGGUUAUCGGCUUCUUCAUCUAGCUAUGGAGGCGCCACAAAACUUUCUGCCAAACCUGUUGUCAAACAAUUGUUGCAGAAGAGAAGAGGAGUGGUGAGGUGUGCAACUAUGGAAGAGAUUGAAGCUGAGAAAUCAAAUAUUGAGAAAGAUGCUAGAGCAAGGAUGGAGAAGUCGAUUGAUACUGUUAAGACAAAUUUUAACUCUAUAAGGACUGGCAGAUCUAACCCUGCAAUGCUUGAUAAGAUUGAGGUUGAAUACUAUGGAACUCCGGUCAGUUUGAAGACCAUAGCUCAAAUCAGUACACCUGAUGCAAGUUCUUUAUUGGUCCAGCCAUAUGACAAAUCCAGUCUGAAGUCUAUAGAGAAGGCCAUUGUAAACUCUGAUCUCGGGUUGACCCCAAAUAAUGAUGGAGAGGUUAUAAGGUUGUCCAUUCCGCAACUGACAUCUGAUAGGAGAAAGGAGAUGUCAAAAAUGGUUGCUAAACUGACUGAAGAAGGGAAGGUGGCAUUGAGGAAUAUCAGAAGAGAUGCUUUGAAAGCUUAUGAGAAACUUGAGAAGGAAAAGAAGCUGUCAGAAGACAAUGUGAAGGACUUAUCUGCUGAUUUGCAGAAGCUGACAGAUGAGUAUAUGAAGAAGAUUGACACAGUCUUCAAACAAAAAGAAAAGGAAUUGCUGAAGGUUUGACCGAGGCGUUCGAUCAGAAAUGUAAAUGAAUGAGCUGUAAGUCUGUUUUGAGCUGCACAAAUUUCUGCAACCGUGCAUAAAGGCAUUUGGGAAAGUAAUAUUCAUACGGUUUGCUUUUGAAAAUGAAAAAUGAGAAGUAUUUUGUACAGCAAUAUUCAAGAAUCAAAAUUUUACUUGUUAUUUUAUGUCAAUAUAGGAGUUCCUCAA